Messenger RNA from Clarias gariepinus (North African catfish), 4057 nucleotides. It is a transcript of the gene tmem245, whose product is annotated as transmembrane protein 245. The transcript is spliced from 18 exons. Bases 256 to 2862 code for a protein of 868 amino acids. The record is from RefSeq and is a predicted model, not a curated record. NCBI's taxonomy places the organism in Eukaryota, Metazoa, Chordata, Actinopteri, Siluriformes, Clariidae.
UACGCUGACUCCAGCUCUAAGCGGCUUUCUGCAUGCGAGUCAGCGUUCUCUCGAAAGAGUCGAUUCAGAGUCGACUCCGAUCCGUUAGAGUCACGCGCACCCUGCACUACAUUACCCAUUGCGCUCGCGACAAAUUACGUCACAAUUUUUUCCCAACGUCCGCAGUUCCCUCUGUGUGUUUACAGUGCAGGAGUGAGAGUGUAUGUGUGUGUGUGUUUCGGACAGAGCGAGGCGGAGCAGAGCAGGACAGUGAACAUGGCCGAGGCGGAGGCUCCGGAUCUGGACGGGGAUCCGGUGACUCCCGGGGCUCGUGUUCCUCGCGGUCCCCGGGUGUGGUUCGGGGAGUCUGCGCAGCCCGCAGGCGGUGUGGUCGGCCACCUGCUGGGACAGCAGCCCUCGCUAAAGUUUGACAAGAACAUCAAGCAGGCCUUUUACAACACGGGCGCCAUGAUCUUCGUGGCGAUUUGCUGCGGCGCGGCGGUGCUGGUCUACUUCAUCCUGGAGGCGUUCCUGCGGCCGCUGCUCUGGGCCGUGCUGUGCGGGACAUUCCUGCACCCCUUCAAGCACUCCCUGGCGCGCGUGGGCCGCUCGUGGCUGGGCGGGCUCCGGGCCAGCGGCACGCCCAUCGUGCUGGGGACACUGCUCGUCCCGGUGCGCUGUGUCAACCACGGGGUGGAGACUCUGGGCGCCCUGCUGCUCCAGCGCCUCAAGGUGCUCCUGCUGAUUGGGGCCGGGGCGCCGCUCCUCUACUUCCUCUACCUGUCCUGGAGCGCCAUCGGCAUGCAGGCGGUGCUCCAGCACCUGUGUGACGUCAUAUGCCACGUGCUCGACUGCUUCAGUGCCUUGUGGGUUGGAACGUUAGUGGUGGGAUAUGUGCUGGCUGUGGUGUUUAAGUGGACACCGGGUAUGGAGGGUUACCUGCGCGCCAUGUCUGUGCCCAUUUGGGCGAUUCUUAUAUUCUACCUGGUGUCUCUGACAGGAGCCUGGCGAGUACCCAUGUUUGUGUUGAUGGUCAUUCUGCUCAUCGUGGGCUCUCAGGAAAAAGCGCCGGUACCAGGAAAAGGAGAACUUCCAGGACAGGUGCUCUCCUUUGCUGCUAGCACUAUCUACAUGGCCAUUACCUGCAGUAACCACCGGCCUGUGACUGAGAAAGAUCAAGAGAAUGAUGCUAAAACACCUUCUACAGAUGAGUCUAAAACGAGUGAGGUUUUCACCCCCCCUCCGCUGCUGCGUCCUCGUCCGGUUUUCCAGGGUCUCACGCAGAAGGAGAAAGCCAGUGAUAUCUAUUUUGUGAUGCUGGUGUGGGCCAUCGUACUGGUGCAAAUCUGGCUCAACCUCUGGAUCCUACAGCUGUUACCCAUCCCUUUUGCUGUGUGGGUAAUUAAGAGGUUGGUGGUACAUUUCGGGGUAAAGAAGUUCACUGAGCGUACACUGGCAGCAUGGUGGGUGGUCCUGGAGAGGUUUAUCAGAGACAGACAGGAUGCUCUGCUGCCUGGACCGAUCAAAGGACUCGCACACUUUCUCCUGCGGGUCGAUACCAAGCUCUGGCAUUGGCUUAACAAGCAGAUGAUCAUAUGGUUAGAGAAGUCUCUGGAUAAACUCAUCAGUAUCUUCAUCAUCUUUCUCCUGGUCACAGGGACACUCCUCAUGGCCCUCUUGCUCACUGCUAUGGUGCAUCACGAGAGCGCUCAUAUCGUAGAGGUCACCAGCAACCUGAUCAACGAGACUCUCGCCAACCACCCAGAGUGGGCCAACUGGCUUCCAGAGGCCCGCGUUGUUCAGAAAGCGCUUAACUCCGCAGCCACGAACGUGUACCAGCAUGGGAGAGAGUGGAUAACUCAAAAGCUCCAUAAGAUGCUCGGUGAGAAAGUGAACAACACUGCAGUGAUUGAGAAGCAGGUUCUGGAGCUGUGGGACCGACUUUACCACUCAUGGUUUGUUAAGAACGUAACAUAUAGCGGACGCCACCGGGGCCACAAGCAGCACCUGCAGAGGCACCCCAGCUGGCUGGGAGACAUACUGGACUGGCAGGAUGUUGUCUCUUUCCUGCAAGACAACAUUGAAACGUUGCUAUCGAUCGUGGAGUCUUUAUGGGUAGUAAUGAGCCGCAAUGUCGGUUUGCUGAUCUCCACAACUACGACGCUGCUCACUGUACUGUUCCACAGCGGCACAGCACUGCUCAACUUUGUCCUCUCACUGGUAAUUUUCCUGACGACGCUCUUCUACUUACUGAGCUCCAGUGGUGAGUACUACAAGCCUGUAAAGUGGGUGAUCAGCCUUACACCCCUGUCCCAGCCUGGACCUUCGUCCAACAUUAUCGGCCAGUCUGUGGAGGAGGCCAUCAGAGGUGUGUUUGAUGCAUCUCUAAAGAUGGCAGGAUUUUAUGGCCUUUACACCUGGCUCACACACACCAUCUUUGGCAUUAAUAUCGUCUUCAUUCCCUCCGCGCUGGCAGCCAUCCUUGGUGCCGUCCCGUUUUUGGGGACGUACUGGGCGGCGCUGCCGGCAGUUCUGGAUCUCUGGCUGGCACAAGGUGAAGGUGUAAAAGCCCUGCUGCUGCUCCUCGCACACCUGCUGCCGACCUACUUCGUCGAUACGGCCAUUUACUCGGACAUAUCAGGAGGGGGUCAUCCUUAUCUGACUGGCCUAGCUGUGGCUGGUGGAGCGUACUAUCUGGGUUUGGAAGGGGCGAUCAUAGGCCCGAUCCUGCUCUGCAUCCUGGUGGUAGCGUCCAACAUCUACAGUGCCAUGCUGAUGAGUCCGAGCAGCAGCCAAGCUACACCAGUGCAGAGCAACUUCCCUCAGCACCUGGGCAGUACGUUCCUGGACUCUCCUCUGCUGAUGAAAAGCGUGACGGAGUGAAAAAAAAAAAAAAAAACCCAGCUGGUUUCCCGGUCCGCUCUGCUGUUACUCAUCCCUCAGUACUCUGGUGAGCCCGAGUCUGGAACGUCCUCCUCCUUUUCCCACGGGGUACGGACGUCUCGGGCACUGAAGACGCAUCUGGAGUGCUGAUGAUCUGGGGAUCGGCUCGGGAUCGGCGGACUCCCGCGUCUCACGCUUAGCAAUUAAUGCUAAGCUUCCACAGCCUGAGUGCAUAUUACAUUUUUACGCUGCUAACACCCGAGUGCUAACUGCAGUUAGCAGGAUUGUGUCCCAUUUAGCAUAGCACCUAUAAACUCAACUAGCAACUAGCACUGUACGAUCGUUAGGGUAACUGUUUACACACAGCACUUGACUGUAAACUCACAUUCACACUGGUUUUAUUAUAACGGUUAUAGUUUUUUUUUUUACUUUAACUGUGUUAAUGAAUUAUUUAUAGAAUAUAAUGUGACAAAAUUUACCCUGCUGCUUUGUGUGUGUGUGGGGGGGGGGUUGCUAUUUUCCGUUCAUUAUUUAAAUGUUAAACUCUGUAAGCACUACUCGUGUGCACACGGGUGUGUUUGUGAGUGUGGGGCCAUAGUUUUAUAUCUUGCAAUGGUAGAAAUAUAUAACAGUUUUGACAUUGUGGGGACAUUCUGCUGGUCCCCACAAAGAAAACCAAUUUAGUUUUAUUUUUACAAAAAAAACUUGAGUAGAACCAAACGGUUUGCUUUCAGUCGCGAGGUUAAGUUUAGUGUUACGUUACAUUGAAGUGGAGCACAAACACUUUGUAUCAGUGGAAGGUCCUCAUAAGUACAGUAUAAUAGGAAGACGUGUGUGUAUAAGAGAGUACGCGAGCGCCCACACACACCUUUGCCGUACCCUCGCUGAUUCAUUCCUCAGACUCCACUAAACAUUUUUAAGUGAUGGCUUUGUCACUAUGUUUCGUGCUCGCAGAAUACCUAACGAUUUUCGAUUCUUCAUUUUCCCGUCUGCUUCUCGUCCCAUACAUCACCGCGCACUCGUUCCUGCAACUCGUUUUGAUUGACACGCACGCUUUUUCACACCCUGCUUAUUAUUACCAACGCUCCUACCCCUAGCCAGCAGCAGCAGCAGCGUCGUCAUUACUCACAGGUGAAGCAUACGGAUGGUUUAGUGAGUGCAGGAGUGGAUCGGACUGGAGAGAAUGCCAUGGGGG